GCUAGCUGGGUGGGUAGGGUGCUGGUGAGGACUAGAAUUAUCAGGGUAGGAGGAAGUGCAAAAAGAUCCUUGUAAUAGUUCCUUCGUAGUCAUUCCUUACAGAUGUGUAAAUUCUUACACUAGUGCAUUAGUACGUUUUAGCCUGUUGAAUUACAGUUUGUGCAGCAGACACUGAAGGCCGUUUUAAAACAGCAGCAAGAUUAUGGCUGCCUCUUUAACCAUCCAGCUCCAGUGUUCUGUGUGUAGGAACAUCUUCACAGAGCCGGUGGAUUUGCCAUGCAGCCACACCUUCUGCCAGAAAUGCCUCUUGGAUCUCCCACAGCUCAGCUCGGGUCAGCAGCCGUGUCCAGACUGCAGCCAGCCUUUCAGCCUCAACGACCUGAAGCCCAACAGCCUCCUGAGGAACCUGGUGGAGGUGGGCAGGGAAGACCUUACUAAGAUGGUGGGCAGGGAAGACCUUAGUAAGAUGGUGGGCAGGGAAGACCUUACUAAGAUGGUGGGCACAAAAGACCCCCAGAGAGGCAGAGCGGUAGACCCUGUCCCAUUCCAGAGGCUGAACUCCACGCUCAUGUGUGCUGACCACGAGGAGAAGUUGAAGCUGUUCUGUGAGACGGAUCAGAAGCUCAUUUGUGUCAUCUGUAGGGACUGUGUGGCACAUAAGGGACACAGCUUCAAACCAGUCACGGAGGUCGCCAGUGCCUACUCGGAAGAAAUCAAGCGAGUGUGUGAGUUUGUGUCCAGGGAUAACAGUGAUAUUGAAUUCCUGCUGAAACUCCAGACAGCAGAAGGGGUUAAAACAAAGGAGAAAUCCAGGAGACUGGCAGCUGAAAUCUCCAGUCAGUUUGAGCAGAUGCACCAAUUUCUGAGAGGAAAAGAGGCGGAGGUGAAGAGGAGGCUGGUCCAGGAGGAGGAGCGGGCCAUGGAGAACAUUCAGAGGAGCACAGCGACCAUCCAGGGCCUACUGCGGGACGGACGCAGGAUGCAGGAGACCCUCCAGAGGGCGCUAGUCCUACAACAAGCCGACCAGCUCCUACAGUGGUGGAGUGAAAGUGGAUCUUCUCUGGUUGAGGGAAUGAGGCUGACCAGCACUUAUGGAAGUCCCCAGAGUUCCCAGUCUGCUGAGUACAGGUCAAAGGUUAAAGGCCUCAGCUUGACCCUGGAUUCCCUGACCCUGGGCCCUUAUGAGUCCCACCUGCCCUUCUUUGUGUGGAAGGAGAUGCUGCAGACCAUCAAACCAGUCCCGGAGCGUCUGAUACUGCGGGACCCUCGAGACCGCCGCCUCAGCUUGUCCCUGGGGGGGUCCAGCGUGCGGCAGACGGACCAGCAGGACGCCGUCAGCAAAGACUACAGGCCCCUGGUGGUGGCCUUGGAGACCUUCCAGACAGGAUGCCACUACUGGGAGGUGGAGGUGGGGGAGAAGCUGGACUGGGGGGUGGGGGUGGGCGUCAGCGACCCCCAGUUUGCCUACAUUACUGAGAGCAUCAUGCUGCUGCUGAGGCACGAUAAGGGCUACUGCGUGAGGGAGUUCAAGAGCCUGGUGCCCAUAGAGGUGAGGGCCAGGCCCAGGAGGGUGGGGGUCUAUCUGGACUGUGAGAGGAAGCUGGUGUCCUUCUAUAACGCCGACAGCAUGGCUCUCCUCCACGCCUCCACACGGCCCUUCGCUCGGGUCCUGUCUCUGUGUCUGUCCCCCGGACUCUACCUGGACGGCCACAACAGCGCCCCCCUCACUAUCUGCUGGUACUGAACCCCAAAAGGGAAUUCAUAAGAUUGAAAGACUCUAGGAAGCAACACAAGUUCUGCUUCAUACUUAUGUUAAAUUAUACUUACUUACUUAUGUUUACACCAGCAAGUGUAUGGAACAUCAGUCUUUUUUCUCCCUGAGGCUUAAUGAUAUUAUUUUGAUUCUGUAAACGUAGGUGUGUCCCAAUGUUGUGAUGGUGUUGUCUGGUGUUUUGUAAUUUUCCGUUUCUGAGAUUCUGGGUUUCCAUGGGCGGAGUUUUGAGUGAAUAUAUGGGCAGUACUUGUCAUGCGUGUAUAGGAAGAUGGCCCCAGGGUCAUGCUAUAGGAAGAUGGUUUCAGGGUCGUGCUAUAGGAAGAUGGUUUCAGGGUCGUACUAUAGGAAGAUGGUUUCAGGGUCGUGCUAUAGGAAGACGGUUUCAGGGUCGUGCUAUAGGAAGACGGUUUCAGGGUCGUGCUAUAGGAAGAUGGUUUCAGGGUCGUGCUAUAGGAAGAUGGUUUCAGGGUCGUGCUAUAGGAAUAUGGUUUCAGGGUCGUGCAAUAGCUCUGUCAGCAUAGGGACUGUGAAAAGAGGUAUGUAUACGUGUACAACACACUAUGCAGGUAUCAGGUUUUCUGUCUGUGUGCACAAUUUGUAGCUUAUGGAUACCAUGGUCCAAUUAAACUUUUUCCACAAACCCUUUGUUGUUGUUGUUGUUGUUGUUGUUGUUGUUGUUGUUAUUGUUGCUUAGACACAGACCAGCCACUCAGAAUCAUGAGCAGUUGGACAACAUUUUUCAGAUUGGGC
Sardina pilchardus (European sardine) is the source of this 2524-nucleotide messenger RNA. Its product is annotated as E3 ubiquitin-protein ligase TRIM62-like. Gene Ontology annotation, cellular component: cytoplasm. Lineage: Eukaryota; Metazoa; Chordata; Actinopteri; Clupeiformes; Clupeidae. The transcript has 6 exons. Gene Ontology annotation, molecular function: protein binding; ubiquitin protein ligase activity; zinc ion binding. The coding region runs from base 203 to 1744 and encodes 513 amino acids. Gene Ontology annotation, biological process: protein ubiquitination. The record is from RefSeq and is a predicted model, not a curated record.